This is a messenger RNA of Amphimedon queenslandica, 4826 nucleotides long. RefSeq names its product scavenger receptor cysteine-rich domain superfamily protein-like. NCBI's taxonomy places the organism in Eukaryota, Metazoa, Porifera, Demospongiae, Haplosclerida, Niphatidae. Gene Ontology annotation, cellular component: membrane. The transcript has 23 exons. The record is from RefSeq and is a predicted model, not a curated record. The coding region runs from base 28 to 4608 and encodes 1526 amino acids.
CAGAAAGAAGGAAGAAGAAGAAUAGAGAUGUCUCCUUUGGCUUGUACGCUCCUCUUGCUGUUAGCCGGAGCUGCUUUUGUAGCUGGACAAUAUAACGAAGGAGUCCAGUUUGAGCAAAACACUUGCACGACUUAUGGUGCUCUGAGACUCGUCUGGGGUAGGGGGAACUAUGAGGGCCAGGUACAGAUUUGCAUCAAUGGAACUUGGGGCUGGGUAUGUCAUAACUCGUACCGGGCUGAAGAUGCUCAAGUUGUAUGCAGGCAACUGGGCUUCAGUGCUACAGGUGCUACCUACAGGACAUACGGUUAUUAUGGCUGGCCUAACAGCAGCAUACCAAUAUGGCUGGAUGGUAUGGACUGUGUUGGAACAGAAACCACUCUUCUAUCAUGUCCUCUAUCAAGAGCAAUUGGAUCAGUUAGAUGCAGUUACAAUGCAAUAGCUGGAGUUGUGUGUCCAAGUGGUGGUCCUUCUUGUACCAAUAAUGACAUUCGUAUAGUUGAUAAAACUACAUGGACUCCAUUUAACAACAGGGGAAGAGUAGAAAUAUGCAGUUCAAAUUCAUGGCAGACUAUAUGUGAUAAUGGAUGGGGAUCAAGUGAUGCAAAGGUUGCUUGUUAUCAGCUUGGAUUCUCCAAAAACUAUGCUUAUGCUUACGCUAAUGCCAGGUAUGGUCAGGGUUACGGCUCAAUCCUCUGGCGGUAUGUAGCAUGCUCCUCAUCAGAGAGUACACUAUUCCAGUGUAGCAAAUUAAAUGGUGGUUAUGGUUGCACCCAUGCUGAUGAUGCUUCAAUCCAGUGCUCAGGUCGUGUUACUGGUAGCUGCACUAAUGGUGCGGUGAGGCUAUGGCGGUAUAAAGACAUUGGUCCAGCCCAUGAUGGAGUGGCCUUAUACUGCAAGAGCAACCAAUGGGUCCCAUUUUGUGAUGAUACCAACACCUUUUGUGAUACUGGUAGAGUCAUAUGCCAAAAACUUGGCUAUGUUGGAUUAUUAAAUACAAGACAGGAGUAUCACUAUGGCUAUUAUGAUGGGACUGUUGAUCAUUAUGCUUUUAGCUGCAGCUCCACAGCAACUGACCUCACUCAAUGUACAUACUAUUAUCACUCAAACUGCUAUCAUAGAGGUGACCAGUUUGGAACUGUCUGCUAUUCACCAAUAAUAGGUAAUGAGUGCACUGAUGGGUCAGUGAGGCUAGUCAAUGGUCCAGAUAAUUCUGAGGGUCGUGUUAACUAUUGCUAUGAAGGAUUCUGGUACCCAGUUUGCGGACUAAACUCAUACACUGCAACACUGAUGUGCAAGGCAAUGGGAUUCAAUGCAUCAUCUGCCAGUACUGUUGGUGAUUCCAGAUAUGGCAGCACUGGUAUCAUAUCCAGUUUAUAUGCAGUCAAUUGUAAUUCAUCUCACACAAACUUAUCACAGUGUCCAUUUGGGAGGAAAACAGCAAGCCUGACUAGCUGUAGGAUUAAUGUUGCCAAGUGUAGUACAGAAUGGGGACUACGCUGUCACAAUACUGUUGGUUGUACUAAUGGACAAACAAGACUGGUUAAUGGGCCAAUAGAUCAAGCUGGUACUCUAGAAAUAUGCCUCGAUAAUGUCUGGGGUAGUGCUUGUGGUACCUUUCCUGUACAGAGUGCUUAUGUAGCCUGCAAGGAAUUAGGAUACACAGGACCCAAUCCUACUAUAAAGGGUAAUUCAUUCUAUGGCGAGAGCUCAGGCCCAAUGUUGUACAAUAAUAUUAUAUGCCAUGGCUGGGAAGACAAUGUAGCUGAGUGUUCUUAUCAAACAUUUCCACAGUUGAGUUGCAGUCCUCAAUAUGCUAUUGGUUUAAUAUGCAAAGAUGACUGCAAUAAUGGUGAUGUUCGUCUCACUGGUGGAUUUUUUGAUAAUGAGGGAACAGUUGAAGUUUGUGGCAACAGACAGUGGAGCUAUGUAUCUGAUGCUAACUUCACUGCUAAUAAUGCUAGAGUGAUAUGCAGACAAUUAGGGUAUCCUAAUGGAGCCUUGGCUACUCCAUUGCUUGGCUCUCAUUUUGGUAAAGGACGGCGUGCAGUGAGAUACAUUAAUGCUAACUGUACUGGAACUGAAAAAAGAUUUCUCAAUUGUCCUAUAACAGUUUACUCCCAGACUCAAGCAGAAGCAGCUCUAGCAGUUAAUGAAGUGGCCAGUGUAGACUGUGUAUAUGAUGUACCUACUGACCCACCUUGCAUUGCUAGGCCUUCCCUCUAUGAUUCUGCUGGUUCAGAGUGCACAAGUGGAGCUGUAAGACUACAAGGUGGUAGCAGCAGUGGUGAGGGUAGAGUAGAGUAUUGUUACAAUGGGUACUGGUCACCAUUCUGUAAAAUGGACCCUAAGGCAGCAAUGGUGGCUUGCAGGCAGUUGGGAUUCACACAAUAUUCAUGGGGUAGUAUUGUUGAAGGUGGAGAGUUUGGUACAAGCAGGAACUACAGUAUUUUUGAUAAUAUAACUUGUGUUGGGUCAGAGUCUUCACUAUCUCAAUGUACUCCAGCUGAAAACACCGAGUGUACUCCUUUCUGUCGGUAUAAUCUUGGACUAAGGUGCUUCAAUCCUGGCUCCUGUACUAAUGGAGCACUGAGACUAGCUGAUGGUGUCAUUGAUAAUGAGGGAAGAGUAGAAGUGUGUGUUAAUGGAGUAUGGGGAUCUGUCUGUGAUCAAGGAUUUGAUGUAACUGAUGCUCAUGUUGUAUGCCAACAACUGGGCCACCCUGAACUAGAGCCUUUUGUUCUCAACAAUUCUACUUUUGGUCCUGGUCAGUAUCCUAUAGUCUACAGCAACUUUGCUUGUGGUGGAUAUGAGAAUUCACUUAGUGAUUGUACAAAGCAGACCUACCCUAACACAGCUUGCUCUCAGAGCAAUGUUGCUGGAGUCCUGUGUGGCUAUGACUGUACUGAUGGUGAUGUAAGACUGGUAGGUAGUCAGUAUGGAUAUGAAGGAACUGUUGAAGUCUGCUUUGAUCGUUUGUGGGGUCUUGUAGCUGAUUCUGGCUGGACUCAAACUGAUGCUGAAGUAACUUGCAGGCAACUAGGCUAUACUACACAAGGUACUAUUGUUCAAAGAGGAUCUCUGUAUGGUAAACCAGCAAAGACCAUUCAUAUUACCAGUCUGGGCUGCUCUGGAACUGAGAGCUCUGUUGCUGAUUGUACUGUUAGCACAAUAUCACUAGCUCAAGGGAAAGCACUGCUAGCCACUAGUGAUGUAGCUGGAGUCAAGUGCUAUACUCCUGAUCAGUGUGUCCCUCCUCCUGCUGGUGGUGGUAGCUCUUGUACUAAUGGAGAGUUGAGAUUGACUGGUGGAAAGCAGUCUGGCAUACCCGAGGGUAAUGUAGAGUAUUGCUAUCAAGGAACAUGGUCACCAUUCUGUUCACUGGGACCAGUAGAGGCCACCAUUAUAUGUAAACAGCUUGGAUAUACUGCUUCUACCUUGACUGCUAUUUUUGACGAUGGAAGAUUUGGUCAGAUAUCCAACACCAGCUAUUUCCAGAAUAUAAGUUGUCCAGAUCGUUUUGCUACUGACCUGAGCACUUGUGUUGUUGCUGAUGCUUGCAUUACUAGCUGUCCUAAUGCUCUUGGCUUGAGAUGCUACGAGCCAAGUUCCUGUAGUGAUGGUGAUGUACGACUGGUCAAUGGUUCCUAUAAAACUGAUGGUAGGCUUGAGGUAUGCAGUGAUGGUAACUGGGGCAGUGUCUGUUCAACUGGCUUUGAUCCAACUGAUGCUUAUGUUGUAUGCAAUGAACUAGGACUUGGAGAUGCAGAACCAACUGUGUACAAUACUUCUGCAAUGUAUGGAGAUGGAGAUGGUGCUAUCAUAUUCUCUGAUUUUGGUUGUGAAGGUUAUGAGACUAAUGUAUUUGACUGCAGCAGAUCCAGUUAUGGAUACUUUACUUGUUCACGUGAUAAUGUCGUUGGUGUUAAGUGCAAAGACUCUUGUAACAAUGCUGAUGUGCGUGUUGUUAAUGGAGACAGUCUAGCAACUACAGAAGGUAUCAUUGAGGUAUGUCAUCAAGAGACUUGGGGAAUGGUAUCUGAUGAAGGAUGGAGUACUGAAGAGGCUCAAGUUGCCUGUGCUCAGUUGGGCUACACUACAAGAGCUGCUGCUGCUUCUGGUUCUUCUUACACGAGACCUAAUGCUCCAUUCCAAUUGAGCUCUGUUGAUUGCAUGGGAAGCGAGACCGGACUAACUAACUGUUCAUUGACUUACAUUGUGGAUACUGCUAUUGCUGAUCCUAAUGCCCCCACUUAUAAUCCAGCAGCAGUUAAGUGUGUUCCUGAUGAAGUUACUAAUGAUCCAAAUGAUCCAUUGUCUGUUGUUUCUAAUAAUCCAGUGACGGUUUCAAUGGCUGUCAUUAUUGUUAUAAUGCUCAUAUCUGUAGUAAUAACAAUCAGUGUUGCCGUAUAUGUAUGUGUAAAACGUAAGAAAGGUGAUCUCUCAGUUAAGAUGAUGUAUGCUGAUGAACCAGCUCCUUUAACUAUGUCUGGUCUAGAGAGGGCCGGUGUCAAUAACCCACUUGCUGGUAUUUAUGAUGAAGUCACAAAUGCGGAGAAACCAGAGAAUCCUCUUUAUGGAGAUAAAGUGGCUCUAGUGAAUAACAUGUAACUGAAAGGACUUCGGCUGCUUAUUAAUACAAUGCACAAACUUGCACUGCACAUUUUAUAGCUGACACAUUAUUAAUACUAUUAUAAAUACCAUUAGACUAUCUAUAGCAUUUAUCCACUCAUCGUGUGCCUACAGCAUGAUGUUGCUAUAUUGUUCUUUGUUUUUUAUUAUUUAUUUUUAAGCUUAUUUAUAGUAGUGCAACCAACUCUAUUGCAUAA